AUGAGUAAUUAUCUGCCGCCUCGUCUGCCGGUUUUCUUUUUCCAGCAUCAUAGCAGGGCGGCGUACUUGAUAAUGGAUCUUCAUUACAGUAGUAAUCGUGAAGAAGUUCUUAUUCAACUCGACAAUUUCAUCAAACAGCCGAGAAGUGAAUCAAUGCGCAUCAAUCUUGGAUAUUACCUGUGGAAAUCCUUCAAUACAGUCAACAGAAGUGAAUCAAUUCGCAUCGGUCUUGGAUAUCACUUGUGGAACUUGUUUGAUACAGUUUACAUACUUUUACAGGAAGUAGCAGCAGUGUACCAAAAGUUCUUAGACUCAACAUUAACCCUCAAGGAAUCUGCUCGAGUUCGUAAUGCCCUUACUGUAUUUCAGUGUAUGGCCUCUCACCCAGAUGCAAGAAAGUGGCUCGUCAAAGAAAAAAUACAAGAUUAUCUUUACCCAUUCCUCCAAAUUACUCCAAAUGUGAUGUCGCCUCUGCAACUUCUGAGGCUUAGCAUCUUCAAUUUUAUUGAUGCCCUUACAAAGUUUGAUGAGUUACAUGGGCAUGAAAUUCUUCUUUUAUUUCUAGACACACAAAUAUUUUCUUCCUGUGUGAACUGCAUUCGUGAUGGUGAUAAACCGAUAAAGAAGGCUGCAACACUCAUACUUAUGAAAAUCUUGAUGCAAGAGGAAGGGUUAAGAUAUUGUUGUUCUCGCCCCGAUGAUUUUCUGUCAGUGAUACGAAUCUUGUGUCAACUUGUACGAUCAUUUUCUUAUCAAAUCCCUUGUUCACAGCACCUAAAAUAUGUUGUUCAAUGCUUCCUAAGUCUUUCGCGGGUAGCUUGGGAAGACAGGGUAUAUGAAACAGUGAGAGACAUGCUUCCUCUACAGCUAAUUGAAAACACUUUUCACAAUAUUAUUCAUAAAGAUCCAGAGAUUCCAGAAAUGCUGCAUCAGUUAGUGUGGAAUCUUAAUCAUCGACCACCUCAAUAA
Solanum stenotomum is the source of this 969-nucleotide messenger RNA. RefSeq lists its product as uncharacterized. Gene Ontology annotation, cellular component: P-body; CCR4-NOT core complex; CCR4-NOT complex. Lineage: Eukaryota; Viridiplantae; Streptophyta; Magnoliopsida; Solanales; Solanaceae. Bases 1 to 969 code for a protein of 322 amino acids. The transcript has 8 exons. The record is from RefSeq and is a predicted model, not a curated record. Gene Ontology annotation, biological process: negative regulation of translation; mRNA catabolic process.